Molecule: messenger RNA, 543 nt
Organism: Zingiber officinale
Lineage: Eukaryota; Viridiplantae; Streptophyta; Magnoliopsida; Zingiberales; Zingiberaceae
Product: histone H4
Exons: 1
Coding region: 68-379 (103 amino acids)
Biological process (GO): nucleosome assembly
Cellular component (GO): nucleosome
Molecular function (GO): DNA binding; protein heterodimerization activity; structural constituent of chromatin
Source: RefSeq, a predicted model, not a curated record
CAUCCAAAUCGUACUCCAAAAUCCCUUCUUUCACCUCCAUCUCCUUGCGUUCUUCGACUCUCGCGACAUGUCCGGCCGCGGAAAGGGAGGCAAGGGGCUCGGCAAGGGCGGCGCGAAGCGCCACCGUAAGGUUCUCCGCGACAACAUCCAGGGCAUCACGAAACCUGCAAUACGCCGCCUCGCCCGCCGCGGCGGCGUUAAGCGCAUCAGCGGCCUCAUCUACGAGGAGACUCGAGGCGUGCUCAAGAUCUUCCUUGAAAACGUUAUCCGCGACGCCGUCACGUAUACGGAGCACGCCCGCAGGAAGACAGUCACUGCCAUGGAUGUCGUCUACGCCCUGAAGCGCCAGGGCCGCACGCUAUACGGCUUUGGCGGCUGAGAUGGCACAAAUUCUCUAAUUCCAAUGUGGCGUUUUCUGCUUAGUGCUCUUGGCCGGUGGAGUCUGAAACCUCCAUUUUUAACGGUGUGGCUUCUUAGCUUUGUGGUAGUUGUAAUUUAGUGUUUUUAUGCGUUUUUAUUAUCAAGAAUUACUUGUUGAACAAA